AUAUAAUGGAACUAUAAAUCAAACUUGUGAAGGGCUGAACAAUCGACCCAUUUCAUAUUUGAAGAUCAGAUCAAAAGAUGAAUUUGACGACACAGUCAUCAUCUGUGAUGGUCGGCGGUGAUGGUGCCAACAGCUAUGCCAAAAACUCCUAUUUGCAGAGAAAUAUCGCGAUUGCUGCAAAAGAAGCCAUGGCUGAGGCACUCAUGGAAGCCUUGGACAUGCCAACACUAUUAUCUACCAAAUCGACUAAAUUAGUCACCAUCGCAGACUUGGGAUGUUCCGUUGGACCAAACACACUCGUCGCAAUGCAAGAAAUAAUCGACAUAGUCGCCACAAAGUGCCACAUGCAAGGGAUCGAUCCCAAAACCAUCGAAUUCCAAGUGUUCUUCAAUGACCAGAUCACUAAUGACUUCAACACGCUUUUUGCCUCCAUACCCAACGACAAAAACUACUUUGCAGCAGGAGUUCCCGGUUCUUUCUACGAUAUAUUGUUCCCUUCUUCUUCCAUUCACAUUGCAUACUCUUCAUGUUCGCUUCAUUGGUUGUCCAAAGUGCCAAAGGAUUUAGAAGAUGAGAAUUCCCCGGCUUGGAAUAGAGGUCGGAUUCACUACAAAGAUGCCCCAGAGGCAGUUCUAAAAGCGUACACUAAGCAAUUUGAAAAGGAUAUAGAUGAUUUCUUGAAGGCGAGAGCUAGAGAGAUUGUAUCGGGAGGGGUUAUUGUGGCGUUGUUACCUGGCGUAAGGGACGAAGGAAUCGAGCAUGAUGUUGGUGUGAUGAUCAAUUUCCUUGGAGACAUUCUUAUAGAAAUGGUUAAAAAGGGAUUGUUGAAGCACCGCAAAGUCGACGCAUUCAACAUUCCUAAUGUGUAUCCAAGUUUAAAGGAAAUGAGAAGGAUUGUUGAGAACAACGGGAGUUUUCGAAUUCUAAGAAUGGAGUUGGUAGACGUGUUGGCGAAGUCUAAGAAGAGUCGGGUGGACAUGACAAAUCUUGUAAUGCACCUCCGAGCAUUCACGGAACCGAUCGUGGCGAGUCACAUGGGCCAUGAAAUAGUCGAAGAGAUCUUCACAAGGGCUCUUGAGCAAAAAGAAAAGCUUUUUCAAAUGUUUUAUAGUGAUGAGCGUGCUGAGAAUAUUGGCCUGCAAUUGUUCUUUGUUUUGCAGCGUAAGCCAUAAGAAGCUAAGGUCAUGUGAUGUGCAUGUGCAUGUGCCCGUCCAUAAGCAAGUAAUUUAAAUAAUGUCAUGUAAUCAAGCUAUCCAGCUAGCUACUUUCAUAAGUAGCAGGAUGUUUAUUGUGUAAAUUUGCCUCUAUAUAUUACAACCUUCGACCCA
This is a messenger RNA of Andrographis paniculata, 1328 nucleotides long. RefSeq names its product loganic acid O-methyltransferase-like. NCBI's taxonomy places the organism in Eukaryota, Viridiplantae, Streptophyta, Magnoliopsida, Lamiales, Acanthaceae. The record is from RefSeq and is a predicted model, not a curated record. Gene Ontology annotation, biological process: methylation. The transcript has 3 exons. Gene Ontology annotation, molecular function: S-adenosylmethionine-dependent methyltransferase activity. The coding region runs from base 78 to 1172 and encodes 364 amino acids.